This is a messenger RNA of Mesorhabditis spiculigera, 1440 nucleotides long. The record is from the annotation of a GenBank genome assembly. Lineage: Eukaryota; Metazoa; Nematoda; Chromadorea; Rhabditida; Rhabditidae.
AUGCGCCCCCUCUACGGCGAGCAGCACAUUGACAUCGAUCUCGAUGGGCAUGACGCCGAUUUUAUCGGGGAAGCAGACCCGGAUCCCUCGGAUCCGACCAUUGUGGUCAUGCGCACCAAGAAGAUGAAUGGCUCGUACAUCCAGCUGAUCCAACCGGAAGAUGAGGACCCAAGGAAAAGCCUCUCGGCCAGCGUGCGCGAACGUCGAAAAUGGUGGCGCGCGCUGAAGCCGCUGAAGACGAUUUUAUUCAAGCUGAAGCUAUUGUUCGUCAUUGCAUUAUAUUCCCUAUUCGGCGCCUGGCUAUUUAUGCAUUUGGAGGUACCCACCGACUUGGCAAAAAAGGAAAAACAAUUCAAUCAGCGCUUCAUCGCGCGCGACGAUCUGGUGAUACGGCUCCGCGGCAUCCACCAGGACAAUCGGGAGAAUAGGGAGGAGAAGUGGAAGGAGGCCAUCAUCAGCUUUGAGCAGAGUUUGGAUAUGGACGAGCCGGUUAUCGAAACCUCCUGGACCUUCUGGAUGUCAUUUUUGUAUGCGGGCACCAUUUUUACGACUAUUGGCUACGGUAAUAUCGCGUGCGCGACGACGGCUGGGCAGGUGGCCACCGUAAUCUACGCGAUAUUCGGCAUCCCAAUAAUGAUCGUGAUUUUGAACGAUCUGGGGGAUGUGCUCCUGUUUAUGGUGAAGGGAUUCACGAAUGGCGUGGCCGAUGUUUCACUUUUGAUAUCGGUGAAGCUCGGUUUUUACGGUCUGGAGGAGGACGCGGAGCAGCGGAAGCGCUACAACCACAUCAUGAAGAGAUUGGGGCAAUAUGGACUUGCCGAUGCCACUUCGCUCAGCACUCUCACCACCGACUAUCAACGGGCGCUGGAAUCGGGCGAUCCGAAGGCCAUUGAGGGCAUGAUGAGCGGCUUCCAGGGCAAGGCCAAAUUCCUGAUGCCGCUGAUUAGUAAGAACGCCGGGAACAAGGUGAUGAACCAGUUCAAGGAGGAGGCCAAGGCGAAGGGCAUCGACAUCCCGCCAGUUCUUACCAAUCUCGACCCACAGACUGGAAUGCCCGCCUUCGCCAAGGCGGAUCGCGGCGAUUUCCGCGAAUUUAUCGAAGCUGCCGAGGUGAAAAAGCAGCAAACCGACCGCAUCGAGCAGCUGUUCAGCGAACGCCAGACUCGUUCCCCAUCAUUUGCCGGCCAGGCCCUCGUCAACACGGCCAUGGUCACCGAGGAGAUGAAGAAGAAGACGGCCGAGGUCGAGAUACAGACGUGGACGCUGGACGAGCUGUUCCAAGAGUGGAAACCCAAUUGCCAUAUCGAGGUGCAGACACGACCGGAAAUGGUGGAAGAGCACAGCCACGAGGGACAGGUGUGGCCAUCGAUGGAGGAGGUGUACACACAAUAUGACGUUGCCCUGAUCCCGGUGUGGAAGCCCAAACGCAAGCCGUCGAAA